Messenger RNA from Beauveria bassiana ARSEF 2860, 1776 nucleotides. RefSeq lists its product as uncharacterized. Bases 1 to 1776 code for a protein of 591 amino acids. The transcript has a single exon. Lineage: Eukaryota; Fungi; Ascomycota; Sordariomycetes; Hypocreales; Cordycipitaceae. The record is from RefSeq and is a predicted model, not a curated record.
AUGGCGCCCGCCCAGCACGGCACAUAUGCGGCAUACGUCGACGAUGCCAACGAGGAUACUGGCAGCUCCAUCGAGGGCACCAGAAUUUAUGCCGUCGCCGACGACUUUCCACCAUCCAAAAAUCGACCCAACGUCGGUAGCAGGAUCAUGACAGGCUCCUCCUCCAAACGCGCCAGCUUGACCGAGUCCGACUCGGCUCGCUCCUCCCACAAGAGCUCCGACAAACACAGAGAUUCAGACGCCCGCCGCGAAAGGGCUCGCCAGACCGACUGUCGCAGGUCCUCUCUCCAGUACGAGAGUGAUCGCGAGCGCGAGCAUCAGCGCCUCCGCCACGAGAGAAAGACGCGCGAGUCCGAGGCUCGCCGCUCUCAGGGCCAUUCCCCCAAGGAAUCCUCCAAAAAGACGAGGCCUGCCGUUCAGCAUGGUCCUCCUCUCUCCAUGGCUCGAGGCGUAUCUGAUGAAUACCCGCGCUACGUUUAUCAGCAACCUGCUGCGCCCGCUUCCCGCCCUCGCCCUGCCUCGAGGUCUGCCACCUACUAUGACGGACAGCCAUUCCCUCCUCCGCCGCCGCCACCGGGCAUGGUCUGGCAUCACCCUCCUUUUCCGCCUGGUCACUUUCCGCCUGGUCCUCACGGUCCUCCCAUGCCUUUUCCUCCUCACUUGCAUGACAUGUCUCCUCGCAUGCCUCCGCCUUCGCCUAUGGGCAUGGUUCCCCCUGGCUACUUUGUUGGUCCUCCCCACCCUGGUUACAGUGACCAUCUCAAGGCUAGGUUCGAGUCGAGACCUCCCUCCGCCAUGGGUGCCCUCGGUGGCCCCGAGCGUAUUCCUCCAGGCUAUAGCCCAGAUGAAUAUAGCGACGAGUCGGCACCUAAUACCAUGCGCCGUCCCUCGCGCCCAUCCAGAGCUGAAAGUGAUCGCAGAAUGAUGCCGCCUCCCGACCGUAUGCCCCAGCGCACCAUGUCCGCUGCCCCACAGCACAACGGUCCCUACCGUCCACCUCCUGGCCGCCCCCAGGUAAGCCAGCAGCCUCGAAGGCCAUCUGCCAGCAGGCACUCGGUCAACUAUGGUGAUGAUUACGACUAUCAAGAGUAUGAUCCCGGCCACGAGCUGUUCCAAGACAUGUCUCCUGAGCCCUCUUAUCGGCAGAGGCGCUACAUAGACCCGGCACGGCCCAGGCGUGGCUCACACUACGAAACCGUUGACAUCAUUCCGGCCGGGCGGCGUAACCGCAAGGCCCCCGCCUACGGUGGACCGCCUCGUGCUGCCGCCAAAUACGAGGCCCAUUACGCAGACUCCAAGAUUCGAGAUGCUCAGGAUUAUCAGGAUGCUGUCACUGGCGGACCCAAGAUGCCGCUCACCGCCGAGAUGCUGCAAAAGGCAACUCGCGGUAACCCUGGCAGUCAGUCCACGCGCAGUAGCGGCAGCCGUGAUGAUAGUGAGUAUCGUCGCAGCUACACCACGGGCAUCACACGCUCAUCAUCAAACAACGGCACAGACGACGUCACCAUCAAAAUCGGCGAAUCUGAACUCAAAUUUAAGGGCGGAGCGGAUAUUACCUUUAGUUCUCGGGGUCACGCGCAGCAGAUUCGAUCUGGCAGUGACAAGUCGAGCACCGUCUUUCAACUCGAGGACGGUCGUGACCAAGAACGAGAGCCGCAGCGUAUGACUCUUCCCCAUCGGAUUCGCGCACCAAGCCACUCGGAACACCGGCCCCGUGGAUACACGUCUACAGCCUACUCGCCUUAUGAGUACGUCGAAGGGAGCAAUUACGUUUGA